Molecule: messenger RNA, 1326 nt
Organism: Knipowitschia caucasica
Lineage: Eukaryota; Metazoa; Chordata; Actinopteri; Gobiiformes; Gobiidae
Source: the annotation of a GenBank genome assembly
AUGGUGGGUGGUGUGUGGGGGGGAUUUUGGGUUAUGGGGUGGGUUUGUGAAUGUGGUUGGUGUGGUUUGGGUGGUUGGGGUGUGGUUGUUAUUGUGGGGUUGUUGUGUGUGGUUUUUGGUUUGGUGGGGUAUUGGGGAGGGUGUUGGGAGGGGUGGGUUGUUGUGGGGUGGUUGGUAUGUGAGGGUGGGGGGGUGGGUGUUGUGGAUGUGGGGGAUAGGGGUUUGGUUGAUGGGUUGUUGGGGGUUAUGGUUGUAUUGGUUUUGUUUGUUAUGGUGGGUUGUUUGGGUGUGUGUUGGGGUGGGGGGUGGGGGUGGGGUGGUUGUGGGGGGGUGGGGGGGGUGGUGUGUGUGGGGGUGGGGGUGGGUUGGUUGGGGGUUGGGGGGGGGGGGUGGUUGGGGGGUUGGUGGGGGUGGGUGGGUGGUGGGGUGGUGGUGGUUGGGGGGGUGGGGGUGUGGGUGGGGUUGGGGGGUGGUUUUGUGGUUGUGGUGUGUUUGGGGGUGUUGGGGUUGGUGGGUUGGGGGUGGUUGGUGUGGUGUGGGUUGGGGGGUGUGGGGGGUUGGUGUGGUGGGGGUGGGGGUGUUGGUUGGGGGUGGGGGGUGGGGGUGGUGGUUGGUGUGGGGGGGGUGGGGGGGGUUGGGGGGUGUUGGGGGUGGUGGGGGUGGUGGGUUGGUUGGGGUGGGGGGGUGGGUUGGGGUGGGGGUGGGGGGUUUGGGGUGGGGUGUGGGUGGGUGGGUUGGGUUGGGGGUGGGUGGGGUGUGUGGUUGGUGGGGUGGUGUGGGUGUGUGGGUGGGGGUGGGGGGUGGGUGUGGGGGGUUGGUGGGGGUGGGGUGUGGGUGUGUGGGUUGGUGUGGGGUGUGGGUGGGUGGUGGGUUGGGGGGGUGGUGGGGUGGGGUGGGGGUGGGGUGUGGUGGUUUGUGGUGGGUGGGGUGGGGGGGGGUGGGUGGUGGUGUGGGGGUGUUUGGGGGUUGGUGGGGUGGGUGGUGGGGGUGGUUGGGGGGGGUGGUUGGUGGGUGGGGGGGGUUGGGUGGGUGGUGGGUGGGUGGGGUGGGGGGGUGUGGGUUGGUGGUGUUGUGGUGUUGGGGUGGGGGUUGUGGGGUGGGGUGUUGGGGUGGGUUGGUGGGGUUGGUGGGUGGGGUGUGGUGGUGUUGGGGGGGUGGGUGGGGUUGGUUGUGUGGGGGUGGGGGGGGUGUGGGGGUGUGGUGGGGUGGGGUGGUUGUGGUGGGGGGGGGUGUGGGUGGGGGUGGGGUGUGGGUGGGGGGUGUUGGGGUUGUGGGGGGGGUGGGUGGUGGGGGUGGUGGGACAAGAUAAAUUCCCAACUCUCUUGA